AUGGGGCCGUUGCGCUGGCAGGUAGCGGCCGCGGCGGCCGUGGGGCUCGCGCUGGCCAUGGAGGCGCUGCUCCCGGUGCUGCGCUGGCUGCUGGCGGCCCGCGCCAGUCUCGAGCUCUGCCUUUUUGCCUUCUCCAGCCCACAGCUGGGCCGUGCCGUGCAGCUGCUGCACCAGCGCGGCGUGCGCGUGCGGGUCGUCACUGACUGCGACUACAUGGCGCUCAACGGCUCGCAGAUCGGUCUGCUUCGCAAGGCAGGUAUUCAGGUUCGGCACGAUCAAGACUUGGGCUACAUGCACCACAAGUUUGCAAUCGUGGACAAGAAGGUGCUGAUCACUGGCUCACUCAACUGGACCACCCAAGCCAUCCAGAACAACAGAGAGAACGUUCUGAUUAUGGAGGAUGAGGAGUAUGUGAAGCUUUUUCUGGAAGAAUUUGAGCGUAUUUGGGAAGAGUUUAACCCUGCAAAGUAUACCUUUUUCCCACAAGAAAAGAAAACUCAAUGAAGCCGUGCUCUAAACUCUGCCUUCAGAGUAAGCAGGGCAAGUUGUUUCAAUGCUGGGUGCUUCUGGUACCUGCAGAGAAGGGUCUGAGCCAGCAUCCCCUGUAGAGCCACCCAAGUGUGGGGACAGCUCCAGCAUGGGCUCUGCCCCUUGGAAUGGGAGAAGGAGCCCAUCAGAAAAAAAUCAUUUAUACUAGAUCCUUGUUCAUUAAAGUCUUAAACUGAAUUACAGAAUGUUUGAGGUUUAAAAGGAAAGGGAGACUGCUGUUACAUCGAGUCAGUUGUUGUAGUGGCUUAUGAGUGAAACAAGAGAAAAAGGUCAUUGUGCUAGCCUGCUGAGCCAUUUGGACGGAGCCUUUUUGCUUUGUUCUUUGUUUUUCUCCACCCAGAAUAAACAGAGCGACAACUUUUUAUCAAGUGUGCUGUCAAGAAUCUUGCCUGGUGUCUUGGUUUAGGAAUGGAGGGUUUCUGUUUCUGCUGCUGCUUUAAUGGACACGGUAGGGUUGAAAAUGUAGGAUUCUUUUUUCUGAUUGUAGAACAUCUGCUGCUGAUUUUCAUCCAGUUCGGCCCUUUUGUUAUUUCCCUGAAAGUGUUUCCUUCUUCACCCUUUGGACCAGCAUUUUCGUCUUCUUGUGGAGCCAAACCCUUUAAAAACAAGAAUGUUCCUGGGACUGGUUAGAGGCUGACAGUCUCUUCAUCCCUGGUGUCACCAGAUCCUUGGUUGCUUAUUGGUAAGUCUGAGUUACAAGAGGGAAGAAGGAAGAGGAGGCCAGGAGGAAGAAAGGGGAGGAAGAGCCAGUGCAAGGGAGUGUGACACGUGGGUGUGUACUCACAUGGUGGGUGUGUUAGUCCCUCCAGACCACGGCACACUCAUCUGUCUUAGCAUCGGUUGCAACUACAACAGAAGGUCACACUCUUAGGAGGGUUUCCUUGCCUAAUUACUCUUUAAAGCAAACAUACAUGAAAAUGUUCAUCCUCGGAAGUGCACCUUCUGUUGUCACUCGGUAAAUUAUUGUGGUCUGUCAGUAAGAAAUGCAGGCAGCCUGAAGCUGCUUUCUGUUUCCACAUGUUAUGCUCUUAAUUUUUUUUUUUUAUCAUUCUCACAUCCAGAGUAAUUUUGUUGUGUGUUUGGAAGUGACCUAACUUGGACACCUGCAGACUAGCUAAUUCACUAUUUUGGCUCAGUGUGAGUAAUCAUGCAUUAUGGACUGUUUUGGAGGAAUAAAUCUGAGGAGCAGGAAAACAGUUUGAGGCUGCUGGUGCCUUAUAUGUCUGUCUGUUUCUAUUCCCAGCUUGGGGCUAUGCACCUCUUGGGUGCGGUGGAGCUCAGUUAACGGAGUGGUGUGCUAUUAGGUGCCUGGCAUGGCCCACCAGCAGUUUUCACAAAGGUUCUUGACGGUUUUUGCAUUACAGGUAUUUUGAAGAACAUGAAUCUUAAAUCCAUUUGUAGAAAUGUCCCAGGUUACUUUUUCACUAUGUGUAUCUGACACAUAGAUAGCUUGAAUAGCAUCUGGUUGAAUUAUUUUAACAUCUUGUUGUAUUUGUCUCUGUGUAGUCCAUGUGAACUAUCCUGAAGUCUGUUUGACACGUCUGUGGGCUCUGCCUUCCCCCACCUCACACCAACAUUAGCACCUAUGUGAUGUGUUUUCCCCCUUUUAAGUUACAGUUUUAGGCAAGUAAACUUGAAGUUAAUUUUUCUUAUUUAAUUGGAGCUGUAAAGUAUCCUACAUGGAUUGGAAAUCACAAAAAAAAAAAAGGUUUUAUACUAAAUGUGUUCUUUCAUCUGAGUCUGUGUACUCCAACAGUUUAUGUACUGAGAAGAAAAUGGGAGAAGUUAUAGACUGUGUCCUGAGUAAUGAAACAAUGUUAUCUUGAACUUCUGACUUAUUUGAAAAGAUGUGUUCUUGUUCUGUAAUGUUUAUGCUAUGUACCUUUACCUUAGCCCAUUGGUGAGCCAUUCAAAUAGUGGCUACCCUUUAUUAAAUAAAUAAAACUUUUUUUUGG
Trichechus manatus latirostris (Florida manatee) is the source of this 2504-nucleotide messenger RNA. It is a transcript of the gene PLD6, whose product is annotated as phospholipase D family member 6. The record is from RefSeq and is a predicted model, not a curated record. Gene Ontology annotation, cellular component: mitochondrion. Gene Ontology annotation, molecular function: RNA endonuclease activity producing 5'-phosphomonoesters, hydrolytic mechanism. NCBI's taxonomy places the organism in Eukaryota, Metazoa, Chordata, Mammalia, Sirenia, Trichechidae. The transcript has 3 exons. Gene Ontology annotation, biological process: piRNA processing. Bases 1 to 504 code for a protein of 167 amino acids.